This is a messenger RNA of Darwinula stevensoni, 1358 nucleotides long. NCBI's taxonomy places the organism in Eukaryota, Metazoa, Arthropoda, Ostracoda, Podocopida, Darwinulidae. The record is from the annotation of a GenBank genome assembly.
AUGGGUGUGAAAUCCCCUUGGAAACAACACCCGUUUCUCGCGCGGGUGUUGUUCCUCCGGGAGACCUUGACCCGGUUGAUCCGGUCGAUCCGGCAGAUCCGGCCGAGCCGGGGUAUCGCCACGUUCGCCAAACAACUCGUCGGAGAAGCAAAACUCAUUAAGGGGGCCGAUACGAGACUCCGUCUGUCACGGAGAUCCUAUCGGGACAUCUUUCGAUCCCUUCCACCUGCCUGCGAGGGGAAUCGGCUUUCCCAUCUAAGAUGUGCCAAGGCAGGGAAGGCAGCGGAGGCGCGUAUUCAAGGGACGGGGAAGAAUGUGACGGUGCGAGUGAGCAAGAAACUGCGACUGCGAUGCAAAACCAAAGGACUCCCGACCCCCGAGAUCACGUGGUACAAAGACGGGCGACCCCUGUCCAGCAAUAAACGCAUCGUAAUAACAACCAAGAGGCGGAAAUCUCGACUGGUGAUCCAAAAAGCGGCUCCGAAAGAUAGCGGGACGUACGAAUGCAGGGCGUGGAAUGCCUUCGGACCCCCGUCCGUCUCCACCACCCACGUUCUCGUCAAAGGGAAACUCGAGCCGAAGAAUGACUCAAACGAAAGUCCCUGCGAAGUCGCCCAUUUUUGCCUCAACGGAGGCACCUGCACCUACAUCAAGGACAUCAAGGAAAUGAUGUGCACGUGUCCGAAGGGGUUCAAAGGAAGUCGCUGCGACAGCAAAGACGUCACGGAUGCCCGAUUGGCAAGUACGUUGAGGAACGCUUUGGCGAAAACCCGGCUCUGCAUAUACCGCGACAACACCGUCUACCCCUGCUAGCCGUUCUUGCGCUUUUUUUUCCCUUUUUUUGCACAAACAAAAUUUGCACAGAAGAACACACAAAAAAAUGAAGCGCCAAGCGAUGAUAUGAUCCGUCCAGCCAUUCCAAGUUUCUACGAGUUCCUAGUCAUGCUGUGUAUUUGUAUAUCUGCGCCGCGUUUUCGUUGUGGGCAGCAAGUCUUCUCUGCAAGUUUUCUUCUCUCCCCCCUUCCCCCUUCGCACUUCGCUUUUUCCUCUCGGGGCAGGCUUGCCUUGUGCCAUCUCGCUUUUCUCCUUCCCAGGUAAAUCUGCGAUGGUUUUCUGCAUGCUCGGGUUCUCCUUACUCUUUGCAUGGUCUGUGGUGAAAUUGGCUUUCCCGAAGUAAAUUUUGUUUUUCUUCAAAGUUCGCAGAUAAAAUUCAAGGAUCAACUGUGAUUCCGGUUGAGAAUUUCGCUUCCUGCUCCCUCAUGGAAUCAUUUUUCAUUUUCCCUUCGGUCAUCUCAAACGUCUGUUGGUGGCGGGUGAAUGCAGUUUCUCUAGUUUUGCAUGCUCUUAGCUGCACACGA